Messenger RNA from Talaromyces stipitatus ATCC 10500, 360 nucleotides. RefSeq lists its product as uncharacterized. The coding region runs from base 1 to 360 and encodes 119 amino acids. The record is from RefSeq and is a predicted model, not a curated record. The transcript is spliced from 2 exons. NCBI's taxonomy places the organism in Eukaryota, Fungi, Ascomycota, Eurotiomycetes, Eurotiales, Trichocomaceae.
AUGCCUCGUGUCAGCCAGCUGCCUGAAGAGGUACUCGCCAACUUGCGAGAGGACUAUCUUCUUUCGUAUAUGGAAGAAUUCGACAAGGCAGAUCUAGAAGCCAUCUUCGAGAAAACUUACACAGAAGAAGAAUUCGUCAAAGAGGCAGAAGAGAAUCCUUACUAUCUCUUUGCCAAUGAAGCUGCUGCUGCUCACAAUGAGAUGGUUGAGAAUCUUGAUGCUCUAGGUGGAGUGAAUACCAAUCAGAAUCAGAAUCAGAAAGAAGAACUUACCCAACUUAAGAAAGAACUGAAAGAGGCUUAUCGCGAGGCCAAGCAAAAUGCCGACAAUAUUGUUGAACUGCAAGAAGAACAUAACUAG